AUGGCUCCACCACCUCUGCUUCCGCCUCUCCUCAUCCUCCUCGUCAUCGCGCCUCUCUUCCCCACCGCCGCGCCGACGGCCACGACGCUGCCGCUGUACCGCCACCUCCCUCACCUGGCCGAGGCCGGGCACCACCACCCGCUGUAUCGCCUGGCCGCCGCGUCGCUGGCCCGCGCGUCGCACCUCAAGCGCCGGGGCCGCCCCGGCCACCACAGCCAGAAAGGAUCAUCAGGCGGCCGCCCGUCAACACCAGCCACCGCCGCGCUGUACCCGCACUCCUACGGCGGCUACGCCUUCACGGCGUCGCUCGGCACGCCGCCGCAGCCGCUCCCCGUGCUGCUCGACACCGGCAGCCACCUCACGUGGGUGCCGUGCACCUCCAACUACGACUGCCGCAACUGCUCUUCCCCGUUCGCCGCCGCCGUGCCUGUCUUCCACCCCAAGAACUCCUCCUCCUCCCGCCUCGUCGGCUGCCGCAACCCCUCCUGCCUGUGGGUCCACUCCGCCGAGCGCCUCGCCAAAUGCCGCGUCCCCUGCUCCCGCGGCUCCAACUGCACCCCCACCGCCACCGCCAGCAACGUCUGCCCGCCCUACGCCGUUGUCUAUGGCUCCGGCUCCACCGCCGGGCUGCUCAUCGCCGACACGCUGCGCGCGCCGGGCCGCGCCGUCCCGGGCUUCGUCCUCGGGUGCAGCCUCGUGUCCGUGCACCAGCCGCCGUCGGGCCUCGCGGGCUUCGGCCGCGGCGCGCCGUCCGUGCCCGCGCAGCUCGGGUUCCCCAAGUUCUCCUACUGCCUCCUGUCCCGCCGCUUCGACGACAACGCCGCCGUGAGCGGCUCGCUGGUCCUCGGCGGCGACAACGCCGGCGCCGAGGGCAUGCAGUACGUUCCCCUGGUUAAGAGCGCAGCGGGCGAGAAGCAGCCGUACGCCGUGUACUACUACCUGGCGCUGUCGGGCGUGACGGUGGGCGGGAAGGCGGUGCGGCUCCCGGCGCGGGCGUUCGCGGCCAACGCCGCGGGGUCCGGCGGCGCCAUCGUAGACUCCGGCACCACGUUCACGUACCUCGACCCGACGGUGUUCCAGCCCGUGUCGGACGCGGUGGUGGCGGCGGUCGGCGGGCGGUACAAGCGGUCCAAGGACGUGGAGGACGGGCUGGGGCUGCACCCUUGCUUCGCGCUGCCGCAGGGCGCCAAGUCCAUGGCGCUGCCGGAGCUGUCGCUCCACUUCAAGGGCGGCGCGGUCAUGCAGCUCCCGCUCGAGAACUACUUCGUGGUCGCGGGGCGCGCCCCCGUGCCCGGCGCUGGCGCCGACGCCGCCGAGGCCAUCUGCCUCGCCGUCGUCACCGACUUCGGAGGCUCCGGCGCUGGAGACGAGGGCGGCGGCCCGGCCAUCAUCCUUGGCAGCUUCCAGCAGCAGAACUACCUCGUGGAGUACGACCUGGAGAAAGAGAGGCUGGGGUUCCGCCGGCAGCCAUGCGCGUCGUCGUCGUGA
Molecule: messenger RNA, 1488 nt
Organism: Miscanthus lutarioriparius
Lineage: Eukaryota; Viridiplantae; Streptophyta; Magnoliopsida; Poales; Poaceae
Source: the annotation of a GenBank genome assembly